Messenger RNA from Aquila chrysaetos chrysaetos, 1530 nucleotides. It is a transcript of the gene SH3YL1, whose product is annotated as SH3 and SYLF domain containing 1. The record is from RefSeq and is a predicted model, not a curated record. Gene Ontology annotation, cellular component: ruffle membrane. Bases 127 to 1152 code for a protein of 341 amino acids. The transcript is spliced from 10 exons. Lineage: Eukaryota; Metazoa; Chordata; Aves; Accipitriformes; Accipitridae. Gene Ontology annotation, molecular function: protein binding; phosphatidylinositol binding.
GCCUCACCUGCGGCAGGUGCGCGGCUCGGCGGGGCCGCCCCGGCGCGGCCCAGUGCGGCGGCGGCCGUGAGGAGAAGCGAGGCGAGGCGAGGCGAGGCGAAGCGGGGGUGCCCCGGCCCGGGCAGGAUGAAUAACCCCAUACCUUCCAACCUGAAGUCAGAAGCUAAAAAGGCAGCUAAAAUAUUACGGGAAUUUACAGAAAUAACUUCCAGAAAUGGACCUGAUAAAAUCAUACCUCCUCAUGUAAUAGCUAAAGCCAAAGGCCUUGCAGUUUUGUCCGUUAUAAAAGCUGGAUUUUUGGUGACCGCUCGAGGCGGAAGUGGAAUUGUAUUAGCUCGUCUUCCUAAUGGAACCUGGUCUGCUCCUUCUGCAAUAGGAAUUGCUGGCGUUGGUGGUGGAUUUGAAAUUGGAAUUGAGGUUUCAGACUUAGUGAUAAUAUUGAAUCAUGAAAGAGCAGUAGAAGCUUUUGCCAAAGGAGGGAAUCUUACACUUGGAGGAAAUCUUACUGUGGCAAUUGGACCUCUGGGGAGAAACUUAGAAGGGGAUGUUGCCCUGAGAAGCUCUGCUGCUGUCUAUACAUACUGCAAAUCUCGAGGACUGUUUGCAGGUGUAUCUCUGGAAGGAACCUGUUUAAUUGAAAGGAAAGAAACAAAUCGCAAGUUUUAUGGGCAGGAUAUUCGUGCUAGUGCCAUCUUGCUUGGUGAUGUGCCUUUUCCUGCUCAAGCAGAAGAUCUUUAUGAAACUCUAGCAUCUUUCACUGAAGUAUAUGAAAACGAAGAGCAAAAAAAUAAUCCAGGAAAAGCUGUAAGAGAACAAAGAAGGGUAAAUGACCCGCCUGCUAGACCAUCAUCGAGACCAGAGCCACCUAAACCCACUGUUAGACCAACACCACCAGCUAAAAAGAAUACAAACAAACUUUAUCCUGAACUUCCAAAUGAUUAUGCCUCUGUGGGUAACUCUUGGAGUAAUCCAGUAGAAGUGACAGCACUUUAUUCAUUCGAAGGACAACAGCCAGGUGACUUGACUUUUAAAGCUGGAGACAAAAUCACAGUCACAACCAAAACAGAUUCCCAGUUUGACUGGUGGGAAGGAAGAAUAGGAGGACAAACUGGCAUCUUUCCGGCCAAUUAUGUUGCCAUAAGUAACAACUAAAUUUGUAUAGGAGAAAAUGUUGAAGCAGUAAUAUAUUUACACUGAAAAAUAUAUUUUAACUUUUCACAUUUUAGUAAAAUGAGAUUCUUGAUCAAGACUAUUCUAACACAAAAUUGAAAUACAUUAAAUUAACUUUCCCCUAAACUUAUUUCUUAAAUAAACAGUAGGCAAUGAAGUAUUAUUUUUGAGCAGUUUGCAACAUAAAAAGUACUCCAGUUUGUGUCUAGUUUCAGUUCUGUCUUGCUAUAUGGAUUUAUUUUUUACAUGAGGGAAAAAUUACAAUUUAAAAGUAAGCAUGCUGAAAAAAUACUGAUUUCUAUUAAAUUAUAAUUUAUGGUCUCUUUCUAUAAUAAAUGCUCUCAAAUUUGCUUCAAACCA